This is a messenger RNA of Aspergillus glaucus CBS 516.65, 759 nucleotides long. RefSeq lists its product as uncharacterized. The coding region runs from base 1 to 633 and encodes 210 amino acids. The record is from RefSeq and is a predicted model, not a curated record. The transcript is spliced from 2 exons. Lineage: Eukaryota; Fungi; Ascomycota; Eurotiomycetes; Eurotiales; Aspergillaceae.
AUGUGCAAGCAGGUGUUAUAUGAAAUCUUUGCCGGCCAUCAAAUCACAGAGGGUAUGCUUGAUGAGGCUGCGAAACUCUUCAGUGAACACUACGGGAUCUGGGGUGAGCAUUCACACAACCCAGUAACCGCCGAUGGCAAAUUCGCUGGGAAUGUCUUCGCUUGUCGCUGGGAACAUGACCACAAGAUUAUCUGUUGGGUUACUCAACUAUUAGUACACAAAAACUAUCGCCAGCGGGGACUAGCCACUGACAUCCUAGCAUGUCUCAAGUCCAAUAAAAUCAGCGAUUCAUAUGGGAUCAUGAGUUCUCACCCAGCUUCUAUUAUGGCGACUGCAUCAUCUUUUGGAUUCACCAUUGAUGGUAUUGAUCUUGAUUUUGUCAGGAUAAAUGCCAAGGGUAUCAUCCGGGCGUUGCCAAUACCCUCCGUUCGAGAUGCAAAACUGCGCGGUCUCUUGUUCGAAGAAUUUGACGCAUCGACGGGACUAGUUUGUGGGGCGGGUACCAACUUCUUUGUUGAUCACAAAGAGCCUGAAGAGACUUUAAAUUCGAUUCCUCGGACUAGAAAAUGGUAUUUUGGAAAGUUGCCAGAAGGUCAUGAGUAUUUGCUUAUUCUAAAGGGCAGACCCCGUUGAAUGAGAGAUAUACUCUCGAUCCCAAUGGUCUUUGACUCGUGUCAUUUCUCUCAUCAGUUUUCAAAAAGAUUGGAAGAUUCACAUCAAUCAGAUGUCUUCUGUCCUCGAUCUGAUCAUUAAGAACUC